This is a messenger RNA of Phyllotreta striolata, 656 nucleotides long. The record is from the annotation of a GenBank genome assembly. Lineage: Eukaryota; Metazoa; Arthropoda; Insecta; Coleoptera; Chrysomelidae.
AAACUUCAAAAAUAAUUAAGGUCGUCACAUCACGUCACUACGACUGCGAUAUUUUUGUUUCGAUUAAAAAACUGCCAAUUAAAUUUCGAAAAAAAUGCAACUUGUUGCUCAGUUAGUCAAGGAGUCAAUUCCUAAUUAUUUAUCCAGCCUGCCAAUUCCUGACACUAUAGGAGGAUGGUUUAGGUUAGGCAUUAAGGAUUGGGCGGCUUUGAUACCACCAACAGCCUUACUAGCUGGCGUAGGCUACAUGUCUUACAUGUCAUUCUGCCCUAAGGCCUGGGAAGGAUGUUGUCGUUCUAAAAAAUCCGGUGCUAUCAAUCCUCAAAUACUCAAGUCGAGCGAUAAGGUGGUUGAUUCCAUCGACAUAGAAGAUAUCUCCGAGAAAGCUGUGUUCUGUAGAUGCUGGAGAAGCAAAAAUUGGCCUUAUUGCGAUGGAAGCCACAAUGCUCACAAUAAAUCCGAAGGGGACAAUGUGGGACCUUUGAUAGUCACUAAGAAAAAGUAAGUUAUUCGAUAAUGGCAUUCUUUAUAUGCCACGUGUAGUAAAUAUCCGAAAUGUAAGUUUAAAUUUUCUUUUUUUUUGUUAACGUGUUUAGACUUUAUUGUAACUCUACUUUUAAGGGUUGUUUCAAGUAUAAUUAAAUAUUAACAGCCGA